Messenger RNA from Cottoperca gobio, 4787 nucleotides. It is a transcript of the gene acvr1c, whose product is annotated as activin A receptor type 1C. The transcript is spliced from 9 exons. The record is from RefSeq and is a predicted model, not a curated record. Bases 321 to 1802 code for a protein of 493 amino acids. Gene Ontology annotation, biological process: protein phosphorylation; cell surface receptor protein serine/threonine kinase signaling pathway; cellular response to growth factor stimulus. NCBI's taxonomy places the organism in Eukaryota, Metazoa, Chordata, Actinopteri, Perciformes, Bovichtidae. Gene Ontology annotation, cellular component: plasma membrane; signaling receptor complex. Gene Ontology annotation, molecular function: transmembrane receptor protein serine/threonine kinase activity; ATP binding.
AAUUGAAGAAAUGUCUGUUUUCAGUACGCAGACAGGAGGUGGUGUUUCACUGGACCGGCAGCAGUUAAAUGGAUGUGCAACACUUUCUCCGUGGCUCUCAUUCACAUGUCUUUAUCAGAGGUCUGCAGCGCUAAUCCUCUUAAAUUCCAGUCAACAGAGGCGGAGCAAAUCUCUCACUGCGUUUCACAGUUUCCUUCCCGCAUUUACUGUGAGGCAUUUGUGCGGGGAGCAUGGCCGACGGACUGAAUAAUGUUGUGUUUUGUUGUAGAGUAGUUGUGUAGCUACGGUGCGUCGGACACGGAGCAUAUGCGGCUCUUGCCAUGAUUCGUCCCGGGAAGCACAGCUUUCAAGCGGCGUUGGUCCUUCUGUCUGUCGCGCAGCUGACUGCAGGUCUGAGGUGUGUGUGCCAACUUUGCGCCAACCACACCUGUGAGACGGCUGCAGACGGCGCCUGCUGGAACUCUGUGAUGCUGAUCGACGGGAAGGAGGAGACGGUGAAGACGUGCCUGUCGACCUCUGAGAUGAAGGGCCAGGUCUUCUGCUACAGCUCCCGAAAUGUCUCCAAAAGGAACUGCUGCUUCACUGACUUCUGCAACAAUGAGACUCUGCACCUACAGCCAGAGAGGCCUUUGGAGGAACCCAGCUGGAGCCGGCUGCAGCUGGCUGUGGUGAUCCUGGUGCCCUCCUGCCUGUUUUGUGUGGGGAUCCUGCUGGGUGUUUUCGUUGUGCUGGGUCGCCACUGUGCCUACAGGAGAGGCCACAAGCAGGACCCAGAAGUGCAUCUGGAUGACCAGAUGCUAAUGUCACCUGACAAAUGUCUCAAAGAUCUCAUCUAUGACAUGAGCACCUCGGGCUCUGGAUCAGGUCUGCCACUGCUGGUCCAGCGGACUAUAGCUCGGACCAUUGUCCUGCAGGAGACCAUUGGGAAGGGUCGAUUUGGGGAGGUGUGGCGGGGAAAGUGGCGAGGAGAGGAUGUGGCGGUGAAGAUCUUUUCCUCCAGGGACGAGAGGUCGUGGUUUCGUGAAGCAGAAAUUUAUCAGACAAUCAUGCUCAGGCAUGAGAACAUCUUGGGCUUCAUUGCUGCUGACAACAAAGAUAAUGGCUCGUGGACUCAGCUCUGGUUGGUGUCAGAGUACCACGAGCAUGGCUCCCUGUACGACUACCUGAACAGGUACACAGUCUCUUUGGAAGGCAUGAUCGUCUUCGCUCUGUCCAUAGCCAGUGGGCUGGCACAUCUCCACAUGGAAAUCAUUGGAACACAGGGGAAACCUGCCAUUGCUCACAGAGACCUAAAGUCAAAGAAUGUCCUGGUGAAGAAGAACGGCACGGCAGUCAUAGCAGAUUUGGGUUUGGCUGUGAAACACGACUCCUGUAACAACUCCAUUGACAUACCGUCCAACCACAGAGUGGGAACCAAGAGGUACAUGGCCCCAGAAAUCCUGGAUGAGACAAUCAAUACGAACGGUUUUGAGUCUUUCAAGAGGGCGGAUAUCUACUCGCUCGGCCUGGUGUUUUGGGAACUAGCCCGGAGAUGCUCCGUUAGAGGACUUAAUGAAGAUUUCCAGCUGCCUUAUUAUGACCUGGUGCCUUCUGACCCCACCAUCGAGGACAUGAGAAAGGUGGUGUGUGAACAGAAACUCAGACCCAAUGUCCCCAACCAGUGGCAGAGCUGUGAGGCUCUGCGUGUGAUGGGCAAACUGAUGAGAGAGUGCUGGUACGCCAACCCUGCUGCUCGACUCACCGCUCUGCGGGUCAAGAAAACUGUGUCUCAGCUGUCCUUCAUCAAGGACGUCAAAGAUUAAGAUUAAACUGGUGCUGGCACUGGUGCCACGGGAUGGACUGUGAGUUGUUGGAAGCAAACUGGGGGAAGCAGUUCUCUCUCUAAACGGCCUGAGGCUGCCCUCUUCAGGACACAACCACACUGUUCACCCUCAGAGAGCAACUUCAGGUUGUAUUUUGUGCCAAAGUAUUGUAGUGGGUGUCCGCUGCUGCUUUGCACACAGACACUUACUAAAAAAAUGAACCAAACAGCGGAACUUUAGCUAGGAAGAGCCAUAUGAAAUAAGAAUAUGUUUAAUAUAUAUACAGAUUAUUUUGCUACCUCAGACAUUUAAGUGCCCAAAGCUUGAAGUUGCACAUUGUGAAGUUUUGUGCCAUAUCUUGUAUCAAACACAGUAUUGCCGAGUAGUUAAUGUGCUAACUGACAAUCACAAAGGAUACCGAAGAAGUGCUCUUGAACAGUUACUGCAGUUGUAUUGUUGAAAGUUCAGUGGAGAUGUUACUGUACACUUAACAGGAAUACAACCGUGUAUUUCGUAGAAGUGGAAGACAUCCUUUAGCUGAAUAUAUCGAAUCUCAAUAUAUCCAAGUGGGUUUUUAUUGGGAUUGUGUUUUCCUACUAUUGAUUUUUAACCACAGUGGAUGGCAAUGUCAGGUGGUCUGUUUGUAUCGAAUGGGUCACAAUGACCUUUUUGCUUACAGACAUUCCUUGGUCCCGAGAGGAUGAACCCUAUAAACUUGGAUGUUUAACUUGGGCUGAGCUUAAACUAAAAAGAGUUAAAGGUUCAAUGUGUAAGGUAUGCCAGAAUUUAAACUUAAAACAAUUAACUAACAUCAUCAACAGAAUGUGAAGAGGUAACAGUGUUGACGUUAUGUCAAAGACGUCUGUGUGUUGUGUUGCAGAGAAAUCUACUGAAGUUAGCAUGCUAGCUGCGCGCCGUCCAGUUUGUAAUACAUCGUGUUCCUCUAGAGGCGAUAGUGAGUCACUGUAACUCCAGUCUGCCCUCAGUACAGAGGGAGAAGAAGAACAGCUGUAUGGCUCGGGCAGACUCAGGGCUUGUCAACAUCACAUCCAUGAUCCCUGCACGCUUUGUUUUGAUUAAAUCCAAAGUGGCAGAAACGAGAAAAGGCACUGUGUCGGCGCCCUGACCCAAGCCAACCCAAUACAUGAAGAUUAUAAGAUAGCAGUGAUAUUUAGACCGGCUCUAAGAGUUUCAGCAGUUUGGUGUAAUGAAGUGACACAGGAGUGAAAAAAUACACAGUAAAUAUAUCAACAAGAGAAGAGAGAGAUGUUGACUGUAGAAUGCAACACACAACAUAGAGAAUAGACUAUAAUACUCUAAAAAUUAGAAAACAAUAAAUAUAACAAACUACUACAACUAAAAUAUAAAAAGGUUGACAUGCUAUAGUUGUUUUUUAAUAACUGAUGGUUUUGAUGAAUUUCGAUUGUAUGGACUGUAGUAGGGGUGAAAUACUGCCCCCUAUGUAUUUGGAGCAGGUGGCUCUGAGUUACACAUUGAACCUUUAAACCUGACAAGACAAGUCUUGGGCUAUCCUAAUAUCAUCAGAGUAAACACUUUUGGAUUAAGUUAAAAGCUUGAACGUUACUGUGGCGCCGCCUUUUAAAUAUUUAGACUGACUAGUGGUAAUAACUACAUUUAAAUGAUAAAGUUGUCUCCAUAUUUUAACAGCCUCAUGGGAUCAGUGGCUACAUAUGUUUUUGUCUUGUCCUUUACAUCAAGAGAAGUACAGCUAUAAGCUCCUGCUAUAUAUUUUGCACAUUUAAAGCUUUGAGUUCCUGAAAAGAGCUGCUCUCUGAUAGAUGAAUGCUACUUUAUUGACAAACAAAAGCUCAUUCAAGUUAUGUGUUUUUCUAUUUUCUCAAAUAUAUUUAUUCACACUGGACGGAUGUUAUUGAAAUGAUAAAAUCUUAGCUACCCUCAUGCACAGGUCAAAACUUCAGUAUUGUUAACAUUGGCUCAACAACUCCUCUUCUUCGUCUUACAAGCCGGUUACCCAAAGUAUCAGAUAAUUAUGAUAAAAGCAAAGACCAGGAUAAGAUCAGAUUUUAAUAAAGCUAAAGCCAAAAUCAUACAACAAGAGGACAAUAACAAAUUGUCAUUGGAAGUUAAUCCAUUAAUUUUUUGAUGGGUGCAAAAUUUGAUCACCACGGUUUCUGUCUGAUGAGGCCUGUCAGUGUGUGUUUUGUGUGUGUGUGUGUGUGUGUGUGUGUGUGUGUGUGUGUGUGUGUGUGUGUGUGUGUGUGUGUGUGUGUGUGUGUGUGUGUGUUUGAGAUCAUGUGAAGUGAUCCUGUGUCUAAAGAUAGAAUUCUGAUAAAUCAUUGUAUUGUUUAUGAAACCGGUGCUGUGGAGGAUACCUGCCCAUCCAUUAUUGCUUUCAAUUCCUCCUCAGUUAAUGUUCAUGUUGCUACAUACUUCCUGCUUCUCAUGUCAUCAAGGUUUCAUUACUGGUUGAUAUGUAGCAUCUGCAGUGUUGCCUCUUGAAAAUAAGCUUUUUUGAAAAAUAUCAGUUCAUGCAGUUCAGUCUUUAUUUUUUUCUUUCUAUGAAAUGAUUACUUGACUUCAAUCAUUGGAUCAUUCUACUCUGUGUGUUGCAGUAUAUAUUGAUAUGAAAUGUUGAAAAUGCAGUACUAAAGCUCUGCCUGUGUCCGUUGAAAAUACUUGUAAUAUAAAUGUGUUUUUUUAUCUGAUGUUUGAUCCAUACUGAGCCAAGCUUAUAUUUUGUCUGUUGUGUCAAAUCUGCUGACCACCAUGUGCAAUUUAUUUUUUUAUAUAUAUUGUAUAUGUCAUUGCUAAAUAUUAACACAUGUGAUACCGCUUUCAUAAAACAAGACCUACUUUUUGAUUUUCAAAACAUCCGGUUAUUGAGAUUUAUGUGAAACUGUUUUAUGUCGCUGCUCAGAUUUCAUGCCAUUGCGUCUAUCUAUCUUUUCUCUUGCACUAUUUAUUCUGUAUAGAAAUGAAUUAUAUCAGUGGGUCAAUAAACUG